This is a messenger RNA of Myotis daubentonii (Daubenton's bat), 1653 nucleotides long. RefSeq names its product transforming growth factor beta regulator 1-like. The record is from RefSeq and is a predicted model, not a curated record. Lineage: Eukaryota; Metazoa; Chordata; Mammalia; Chiroptera; Vespertilionidae.
CGGCGGGGCCGGGCCAUGAGCCUGCUGGGCAGCCUCGCCCCCUCGCCACGGGCCCCGCUUCCGUUCAAGGCCAGGAUGAAAAAGCUCCCGAAGCGGAGCCAGAAGGAGAAGUACCGGCUCAAGUACCUACGGCUGCGCAAAGCCGCCAAAGCCACGGUGUUUGAAAAUGCUGCUAUUUGUGAUGAAAUUGCUCGUCUUGAGGAAAAAUUUCUUAAAGCAAAAGAAGAAAGACGGUACCUGCUGAAGAAGCUCCUGCAGCUGCAGACUCUGACUGAAGGGGAAGUGCUGCCUGCCGCUCCUGCUCACAGCUCCAGUUUGCCCCUGGCUUAUGGUGUGGCCAGCUCUGUGGGAACUCUGCAGGGAGCUGGGGCCAGCUCCGGGCCUAGCACUGGGGCUGAGGAAUCAUGUGGGAAGAAAUCCAAGAAGGAGAAAAAAGAAAAAGGCAAAGAGAAUAACAAAUUGGAGAUCAUCACCGACUGACCUGGCUUCCAUGAUGAGAGUGCCAUCUACCCUGUGGGCUACUACAGUACUCGAAUAUAUGCCAGCACGAAGUGCCCAGACGAAAAGUGUCUGUAUACCUGUCAGAUCAAGGAUGGCGGUGCACAGCCGCAGUCUGAAAUCGUUCCUGAAGAUGACCCUCAGAAUGCCAUUGUCAGCUCUUCUGCAAACGCCUGUCAUGCAGAACUGCUCAAGGCCAUAAGGGCUACUAUGGGGAAAUUAAUGCCUGACCUGCUUCCAUCUGGAGCUGACUUCUUUGGGUUUUCUCAUCCAACCAUCCACAACCUGAUCCAGAGUUGUCCAGGAGCUCGAAAAUGUGUCAAUUACCAGUGGGUGAAAUAUGAUGUGUGCAAACCUGGAGAUGGGCAGCGGCCCCAAGGACCGCUGGAGAAUGAUGCAGCUAUAAGCUUUGAAGCCUUUCAGAGACAGGUCUUUGAUGAAGAUCAUAGUGAUGAUCCCAUUCUGCAAGGAUCCUUGGACCUCCUGGAGCUUCAGCCUACAGCCUUUGUGUCUUACCAACCCAUGUUCCUGACAGAUGAACCCUUGGUAGAUGAUCACCUACAGCACUUGAAGUCUCCACCGCAGUGCAGCCCAACGCAGUCUUCAGAUUGAACGAGAAGGGAUCAGAUAUCACAUUAUUUUCAUCAUGAUGAUUUUAACUUCAACUAAAACUUAAAAUAUAUGGAAAGAGGCAGCAAUUUAAAAGUGAAGAUUAAAUUAACACAUUUUGUCAUGGGGGUUCCCACGGUGACAGUUUUCCCUGAGAAAAACUUCACUUGCUUUAUUUUUAGUAAUAAAUUUCUCUUGACAAUACUGCUUAUUUUCAUCUUGUCAUUAGGAUAUGAUGUUUUGCUUAGCUUUGCCUCAGGUAGAGUAAAACUUAAGUCCUUUAUUAACCAGAGUGAGUGAUGGCUGCUGACUCAUAAAGGAGUAAGACCCCGACAACCUUCUACCCUUGAUUCUGAUCCUAGUUCAAGGCAUGUUAAGUCCCAGCCCCUGCACUGGAAAUGGCUGUUUUAUUUUUGUGUUGGUGUCAUCAAAAUCAAGUCCUGCUCAUCCCCAAGCUGGAGAGUCCAGCCUAAGGCACACUCCAUCCCUUUCUUCACAUGUACAUACCCUUGGAGGGGACCAAAAGGUUAUCUUUAACACUGUCUA